GGAGGGAGGGAGUGAAAGAGAGGAAGUCCACACAAGUUUGUUUUACAGGACUCAGCUCGGGCCGGGACUAGGCACAGUGCCGCAUCUGGAGGUCGGAGCAGCAGGAAAGUGAAGCCAACGGGUGCAGCCGAGCAAGAGGAGCUGCCCAGAGGUUUUCCUACGGCCAGGACACACUGACAGAGACAGGAAAGGGGGCUCAGUGGUCCACUGGGCCAACACACAAAUAUGGCUGCUAAAUCUCUGUCCUGCCUUUGCCUUCUUUGCAUCCUCUCAGUGAUUGCCUAUCCAGCUUCUGCCGCCAGGCUCGGGGAACAGCAACAGUCACAGCUGAAAGACUGUGCCAAGGGAUUUUUCCUCAGUGAGCGAAACAUAUGCUUACCAUGUAACUGUAAAGGCCAUGCUGACUCCUGUGAAGACAUCACUGGCAUUUGUAUAGACUGCAGGGACCACAGUACAGGCGAUUUCUGUGAAAUGUGUGAAGAUGGUCACAUGCUGAGGCCCAGCGUGGAUAGACAACACACCUGCCGACCUUGCGCCUGUCCCCUCUCAGUCCCCUCCAACAACUUCGCAGUGCGCUGUGACAGAGGAAGUGGCAUUCUGCGGUGCAAGUGCCAAGAGGGCCACGCCGGACAUUCAUGUGAGAGGUGUGCACCAGGUUACUAUGGCAACCCCAUGGAGAUUGGUAACUCCUGUAAGAGGUGCGACUGCAAUGGUAAUUCCGACCCCAACCUGAUUUUCAAUGAGUGCCACAACAUGACAGGCCACUGCCAACACUGCUGGGGAAACACCGCCGGGGCCAACUGUGAGAGGUGCACUCCAGGUUUCUACGGCGACGCCAUCAGUGCCAAGAGCUGCAGAGCGUGCUUGUGCAAUAAAUGUGGCACCUCCUCAUGCGACGACAGGACAGGAGUGUGUCACUGCAAACCAGGUGUCACAGGUCGACUCUGUGACCAGUGUGAGGAGGGCUACUCAGGUUUCUCCAGCUGUCAGGGCUGUCGGAGGUGUGAAUGUGGGCCAGCUUCCAUUCGCUCCACCUGCCAUCCUCUCACCCACAGCUGUCCGUGCCGCCCGGGGGCUGGCGGGCGUUACUGCGAGCGCUGCCUCCCAGGUCACUGGGACUACAGCCCCUCCGGCUGCCAGAAGUGCGACUGUGAGAGCGGACACUGUGAUAUGCACACGGGAGAGUGCCUGUCAGAGGCUGCAACAGUGAACCUGUGCAACAUCAAAUGUGAUGAGUGCAUUUGGCAUCUGAUCGGGGACUUACGUGUGUCAAAUAAGACACUGGAUCAGCUGAAGGUUGGAGUGUUGAACAUCUCCACUGGAGCUGCUGCUAACGACAGGCUCAAAUUCUACAACUACACAGCACAUCGAUUGCAGGCUCAGUUUCAAGGCUGGAGAAACAAGUCAUCUGCAAUGAAGGCACAGACUGGGGAGCUGGAGGAGGCCACAGACGCUGUGGUGUUAGAAAUCAAACAGCUGGGAGAAUCGGAGCUUGUGGUGACGACUUUGUGGAAGAGGCUUGAUAAUGAAACGCUAGAGACCCUAACCCUGGCCGACCAGCUCAGUACAAACCUCACUGACCUCAACAUUCGCAUUGAAGAGAUGAUCCAAGACUGGGAGCUGUACAGUGUUCAGCAGGAUGUGGACCCAGAGGUGGUCAGACGCAACACAGACAAGGCCCGGGUAAUGUUGACCAGGAUGAGGAAACUGGACCUGUCCCCACGAGAGCCUGUUGCCACCGACGAGUCGACUGAGGCUCAUGACUUGCUGAGGCGUAUCCGUCAGUUGGAGAAGAAGCUGAUGAUCACAGAAGGCCGACUCUCCCCUGUCAGGGAGAUCCUGUCCCGCUUCUCCACCAAGCUAUCGGACGCGCAGACCUCUCUCCAGAAGGCAGCUGGCGACGUGCAGGACACGGAGGACAUGAACAAAGCCAACGUCCUCAAAUUCCAGAGGAGCGAGACGAAGCAGCUGCUGCUGACAGAGGACCAGACUUCUGUCAAUGACACACUGGAAGCAGCCAGAGUUACCAUCUCUGACACGGAAAGGACUGUGGCUGAGGUGGAUGCUAUGGUGCAGAAUGUGACUGAGUACCAUGCAGCGAUCGAUGGCGCCAGCCAAAUGCUGACAGAGAAGACGCAGAAUCUCUCUCUGGCUGACAGAGAUCUGGUUCAGAGGGCAGACGAUCACGCCAAGGAGCUUGAGGAACAGGCCAAUGAACUGGAGGAGGAUCUGAGAGCGAGCGAUGCCAACGGCUUUGUACAGAGAGCCAUAAGUGCUGCCAACGUCUACAACAACAUUGUGAAAUACAUUGACGAUGCAAAUAUCACCUCACUCACAACCUUCAACUUAUCACAAAGAGCUGAAGAUGUUGUCGCAGUGAUCAACACUCAGCUCGGACUCCUUGUAACACAGAGUGACAAUGUUUUCAAGGAAUCUGUGUCAUUACACUCAGAACAAUCUGAGGUUGAAACUGAGGUGAUUGACAAGCUUAAAUACAUUGAGGAGACCAAAGAAACCAUGGAUAAGAACACCAAAAAGCUUGCAGACAUAGUGCAGGAUAUCGGUGGAAUUCAGAGAGACGGAACACCACAGCGGCUGGAGUUCACACUGGAGGUGGCCGAGGGGACGCUCAACCACUCAGCAGAGGUCCUUCAAACCAUCACGCCCAUAAGCAGCAAGGUUGAGGAAUGGGCCAAAAACAUGAGAAACAAUGAAUACUCUGCAUCUGCUUAUGAAGAGGCUGUUUCCUCUGCCGGAGAAACAGUGGAGACCCUGAACGUGCUUGUUCCCGAGCUGCUGAACAAACUGAGGGUGGUUGAGGAGAAGAAGCCUGUCAACAACGUGACCACCAACAUCAUGAGGAUCAGAGAGCUCAUAGCCCAGGCCAGGAGCGUGGCCAAGAAAGUCCAAGUGUCCAUGAAGUUCAACGGCCAGUCCUCGGUGGAGGUCCACCCUCCCAGUAACGUGGAAGAACUGAAGACAGUGACAACAAUCAGCUUGUUCAUGAGAGUGGACCCUGACAAGGAUCCCAUUGAGGAUCGUUUCAUCCUUUACCUGGGAGACAGACAUGGUAAGAAAGACUACAUGGGUCUGGCUAUCAAGAACGACAACCUGGUGUACGUGUACAACCUCGGGGGUGAAGAUGUUGAGAUCCCGCUGAGUUCAAAGCCUGUCAGCCAAUGGCCUGCAGUCUUCAACUACAUCAAAGUAGAGAGGCUAGGCAGACAUGGAAAAGUCUUUCUGACCGUCCCCAGUCAGAGCUCCACAGACGAGCAGAAGUUCAUCCAGAAAGGCGAGGCUCCAGGCACAGACUCAAUGUUUGACAUUGAGCCCAAGGAUAUAGUGUUCUUUGUUGGUGGUGUCCCACCAGAUGUCAAGCUUCCUCCUCCUCUGAGUCUCGCUCCUUUUGUGGGCUGCAUCGAGUUGGCCUCGCUCAACAAUGAUGUGAUCAGUCUGUACAAUUUCAAGGCGACUCACAAAAUGGAUGAGGUGACAUCAUCACCAUGCCCCAGGUACAAGUUGGCAUUCUCACAGAGUCGCAUCGCCAGCUAUCUAUUUGAUGGAACAGGCUACGCUCUGAUCAACAAUAUUGAGAGGAGGGGCAAAUUUGGUGUUGUUACGAGAUUUGAUAUUGCAGUGCGAACAGUUGCAAACAAUGGCGUCCUUUUCGUCAUGGUCAAUGAGGACAAAUACUUCCUUUUGGAAAUGAAGAAUGGCUUUCUGCGUCUAAUGUAUGACUUCGGCUUCACCAAUGGACCAAGGGUUUUGGAGGAUAAUUUACCAAAACUGCAAAUAAAUGACGCACGAUACCAUGAGUUGUCAGUCAUCUACCAUCAGUCAAAGAAGGUGAUCUUGCUCGUGGACAAAAGCCAUGUUAAAUCGUUGGAGAAUCCAAAAACCACACUGCCGUUCUCAGAUAUAUACAUCGGUGGGGCUCCAUCAAGCAUCCUCAAAUCCAGGCCAGAGCUGUCGGCUGUAGUCGGCCUUAAAGGCUGUGUGAAAGGUUUCCAGUUCCAGAAAAAAGACUUCAACCUGCUCGAGGAGCCUGGAACCAUUGGCAUCAGCAGUGGCUGCCCGGAGGAGUCCUUUAUGUCCCAUAAAGCCUAUUUCACUGGAGAGAGCUACCUGGGAUCCACAGGAAAGAUUUCACCCUGCGACAGCUUUGAGGGAGGACUCAACUUCAGAACACUUCAGCCCAGCGGACUUCUGUUCUACCACAGUGAAGGGUCUGAUGAGUUCAGCAUCUCCCUGGAGAAUGGAGCAGUGGUGAUGAACACCAGAGGCACAAGAGUCAAAUCCCACAAGAAACAAUACAGUGACGGAAGGACACACUUCUUAGUGGCCUCAGUGAACAAUCAGAAGUAUUCUCUGUUGGUGGAUGACAAAGACAAGCAGGAGAAGAAACGUCCAUCAUCAGCCACAAGACCCUCAUCAGGCUCUGCUGUAAAGACCUUCUACUACGGAGGGUCUCCAAGCAGCAGCUUCAAGAACUUCACAGGCUGCAUCAGUUAUGCCUACAUCAACAGACAAGACCGGGACAUUGAGCCUGAGGACUUCCAGCGGUACACAGAGAAGGUGCAGACCUCCCUGCAGGACUGUCCAGUCCAGCGCCCCCCUGCUGCUCUGCUGUCAAGGCAGAGGGUAAUCUCCAGGGCCAAACAUGGCCAGUCGCAGAAGGUUACCAGGGAUAAGUCCAGCCUCCCUCUAGGGCUGAUGGAACUGAAGAGUGAUGACCAGGAGCCAUCUGAGCUGAACAUUGAGCCCUGCUACCUCUCCUCAAGUCCCAGAGCAUCUCACCAAGCCUUCCACUACGGUGGCAUCGCAAACAGCAGACAGCACUUCACAGAUCUCCCAGACUCCCUUUCAGAGAGGUCCCACUUCUCCUUGUCCCUGAAGACUUACUCAUCCUUUGGGCUCAUCUUUUAUGUAUCUGAUGUCCAAGAGGACAAUUUCAUGGCUCUCUUCUUGGCCCAAGGGAAGCUGGUAUACACCUUCAACGCAGCAGAGCAGAGAGUCAAAAUCAAGAGUGAGGAGAAAUACAAUGAUGGUGCAUGGCACAAUGUUAUUUUUAUCCGUGAUGGGAGUGUGGGGCGGUUAAUAAUUGAUGGGCUCACAGUCCUGGAGGACAGAGUACAGGAAAGCAACAUCUCCUGGCAUGUCAACAGUCCCCUCUAUGUCGGAGGAGUUCCUCCUGGGAGAGCUCUGAAGAAUGUUCAGAGAAACUCGGCAUACAGCUUCACCGGCUGUUUGAAGAACCUUCAGCUGGAUGGAGUGUGGCUGCCCUCUGUGACAGAGACGUUUGGUGUCACUCCUUGCUUUGACGGACUCUCUGAGGCAGGAACAUACUUCUCAGAGGAAGGAGGAUACAUUGUGCUAGAUGACUCUUUUAACCUGGGGAUGAAGUUUGAGCUGGUGAUGGAGGUGCGCCCCCGUGUGGCGUCUGCGGUGCUAAUGCAUUUGUUCACAGCCGAUGGCUUUAUUACCAUAUACACUCAUCAAGGAGCAGUUGAGGUUCUUGUCAACGAUGGAGCCCAUGAGUUCUCCACAAAGGUGUCUCCAGAACAAGGUCUGUGUGCUGGUAACUGGCACAGAAUUACAGUGAUCCGAGAUGCCAAUGUUGUCCAGCUGGAUGUGGACUCUGAGAUCAGCCACGUGGUGGGACCUCUGAAUGCCAGCUCCACGGACAAUACAAGGCCAGUGUUCAUAGGUGGAGCUCCAGAUCUGUUCCUUCCAGAGAGCCUUCCCACCAGAAAGCCCUACAUUGGCUGCAUGAGGAACCUGACCAUCAACAACAGCCCAGUGAGCUUGAGCAAAGCGUCCGUGGUCAGUGGAGCUGUCAGCGUGGGAACCUGCCCAGCAGCAUAAAAGAUAACAUUGUCAAUGCCAUCAAUAUCCCCAGUAGAGCAAUGACCAAACACAUGUCUCUUUCUGUUAAAAAUAACCAUUAAGACAAGUACUGUCAUUCUUUUCAGUCAGAUUUUUUCUUUGUGUAUGUCUUGAAUUUGUUUAUACAGGGAAUUGUCCCACUUAUGACCAAAUCCUCCAAAUGUAAUCAUGGAAGAACAACAUCCAUAAAUCGGUCAUCUCUGUAGGAUCAGGAUCAGAACCUUCCUCAGUGAUCCACUGUGUGUCAAUGGUUUAGGCUUUUAUUGUUUUUACAGUCUGAAAGACACAUUUGAUGAUGUGACAUUUUAUGGUCGACGACCCAACUUUAUAAUUGGCACAUUUUUAUACGAGCUAAAAACCUUCACAGUUUUUUAGUUUUAUCUCUGAUUGAAUAAAUAAUGUGUAACAUCCAA
Pleuronectes platessa (European plaice) is the source of this 6299-nucleotide messenger RNA. It is a transcript of the gene lama4, whose product is annotated as laminin, alpha 4. The record is from RefSeq and is a predicted model, not a curated record. Gene Ontology annotation, molecular function: signaling receptor binding. The coding region runs from base 226 to 5865 and encodes 1879 amino acids. The transcript is spliced from 40 exons. Gene Ontology annotation, biological process: regulation of cell migration; cell adhesion; regulation of cell adhesion. NCBI's taxonomy places the organism in Eukaryota, Metazoa, Chordata, Actinopteri, Pleuronectiformes, Pleuronectidae.